AUGGCCGGCGAGAAAGAACGAAGGCUAGAAAGACCCGCAAAGUUCAGACUUGGUGUCUGGCUCAGACUCCAUGCUGUCGAUCUCAUAACCAUGGCCCUGAUGGGUGCUUUGGGUCUUGGUAUCUAUGAAGCACCUCCAGCGCCUAGCAGGUCUUUCCCCGUCUUCUUUCAAGAUGGGCAGAUAGUAUACCCACAGUUUGCUUAUCCUGUCAGGAAGGAAAUCGUGCCCAUAUUCGCUGCUGCAUUGAUUGCUUUCUUCGCGCCCUUCUUCUUCAUAUGUCUUUUCCAAGCUCGCAGACGUAGCAUCGACGAUCUAUUGACCACUACCAUGGGCCUUCUCAAGAGCCUUAUUACCGCUGCCGUCUUCCAGGUCUGGAUCAAAUGGCUCAUUGGCGGCCUACGACCUCACUUUUACGCCGUGUGUCAACCACGACUCGAUCCGUCGAGUGCCCCUUCAGGCAAUGGCUUUCAGUCUAUAAUGUAUGACAGAUCGAUAUGCACCGGCGACAAAAAUCAGAUUGACGACUCCCUCGAGUCUAUGCCCUCUGGACACUCCACUGCCGCCUGGGCAGGUCUAUUCUUUUUGGCGCUCUAUUUCAACGCACAGCUGAAGGUCAUGAGUGCUCAUAACCCAGCAUACUGGAAGAUGAUCCUCACAUUCUGCCCGCUGUUGGGUGCGACCUUGAUUUCCGGUGCCCUGACGAUCGAUGAAUUUCAUAAUUGGUACGACGUCGUUGCAGGUGCUAUCAUAGGUAUCUGCACCGCUCUUGUGGCCUUCCGACAGACAUUUGCUGCCAUAUUCGACUUCAGGUUUAACCAUAUCUUGUUACCCCGAACCACAUCCCUUUUCCAUCGCACACCCUAUUUCCCUCCCGCUACAUCUCAAGCCGCGCAAUACCCUUUCUACACAUAUCAACCAUCGCAGGAAUUCAAUUCUGCCAAUCUGCCAUUCACGCGAGAGGGUGGAUGGGGAGGGGGUCAAGAAGCAUUUGUUGGUGCACCUGGUGAUGCUACUGUUCUGGGAAGUGGAGGUGGGGGCGCAGGUUUGGGUGGCGCGUUGGGGCGAGCAGAAGCAGGAUUUGGUAAUGGACAACAUCAUACAUCACGAAUCUAA
Marasmius oreades (fairy-ring Marasmius) is the source of this 1113-nucleotide messenger RNA. RefSeq lists its product as uncharacterized. The transcript is spliced from 4 exons. Gene Ontology annotation, biological process: phospholipid metabolic process. Gene Ontology annotation, molecular function: phosphatidate phosphatase activity. Bases 1 to 1113 code for a protein of 370 amino acids. The record is from RefSeq and is a predicted model, not a curated record. Lineage: Eukaryota; Fungi; Basidiomycota; Agaricomycetes; Agaricales; Marasmiaceae.